AAGUUCAGGCGAAAAUUCGUGCUUCGGUGCAAAGCUCCAUCGUUGCGCAGGCCAUGGCCAAAGGAGUACCGCACGCCAACGGAAAAUGCCAUCAUUGUGAUGGGCCCGCACGGCGCCUGCGACGUUGGCGCGAUGUUUGCGACAUCCUACAUGCAAGACCUCGCCAAGCUGACUACGGCGCAAUGCACUGCUCGCUGGCCGGCAUCUGAGUCGCGCGUCUCCAUGGCGCGCUCUCGGGGGCUCACGAGCUCGGAUCCUCGUAGCGACGAGGCCGCUGCUCGACUCCUCGACGCGCUCCACAUCACCCCGGGCACCCUCCGGCUAGAAGUCGGCGCAGCCGUCAAGCUCGUGGGCCUCUCGGACCGUCCCGAGCUCAACGGGAGGCUCGCAAAGAUCACGCACGUGUUCGGCUCCGAUCGCCGGUCGAAGAUCGGCAUCUUAGUUCCCAACGUGAAGGACGAGCUGUUUAACGACGACGUGAAAGGCGAAACGACGAGAGUGCGCGUGGCCAAUGUUGCCGCCAUCGAGGAAGAAGACAUCCGCCCUUCGCAUCUGUGCGUGGUCUGCGGGGAGGAGGCCCACCAGAGAUGCGAGUGCAAGCUGCCUGGGACCUGGGUCUGCUCGAAGCAGUGCCAGAAAGCGAGCUGGAAGAACCACAAGAACGUCUGUCCGCUCCGCCGCCCGCGGUCUGGGAGCGCCAAGUGAAAAAGUAUGGGGUCCGAGGAGUCGAGUGCUGACCCGCCUCUCGGCGGCGGCGGCGAGAUGAAAGUCGAAUUUACUACUGUACUGU
Molecule: messenger RNA, 790 nt
Organism: Emiliania huxleyi CCMP1516
Lineage: Eukaryota; Haptophyta; Isochrysidales; Noelaerhabdaceae
Exons: 2
Coding region: 100-705 (201 amino acids)
Source: RefSeq, a predicted model, not a curated record